Messenger RNA from Anneissia japonica, 1458 nucleotides. Its product is annotated as cryptochrome-1-like. Gene Ontology annotation, molecular function: FAD binding; DNA binding. Gene Ontology annotation, biological process: circadian regulation of gene expression; entrainment of circadian clock by photoperiod. The record is from RefSeq and is a predicted model, not a curated record. Bases 12 to 1052 code for a protein of 346 amino acids. The transcript has 7 exons. NCBI's taxonomy places the organism in Eukaryota, Metazoa, Echinodermata, Crinoidea, Comatulida, Comatulidae. Gene Ontology annotation, cellular component: cytoplasm; nucleus.
AUCAAUUUGAAAUGCUUUCAGCUGAGAUACUUAAAGUGGGUUCGGGCGAUGUUGGCAAGAAAUAUCCAGGCGGCGAAACUGCUGCUCUUGAGCUACUCCACUUGCGGGUUCAGCUGGAGGAGAAGACGUUUGCGAAGAAUGAGUUUAUGCCAAACCAGACGGUUCCGGACCUCAUGGGAAAACCUAUGAGUAUGAGUCCAUACCUAAGAUUUGGAUGCAUCUCAGUUCAUCGAAUGUUUUGGAUGAUCCGAGACACAUACUGCAAAGUAAACUCUGCUGAGGUUGCUCCAACGUACUUGACAUCUCAACUUAUCUGGCGGGAAUUCUUCUAUACGAUGUCCGCUACUAACCCAAUGUACAACCGUAUGAAAGGCAAUCCAAUUUGUCUGCAGAUAGAUUGGUAUGACGAUGACGAAAGCUACCAAAAAUGGGUUCAGGGAAAGACUGGUUUCCCGUGGAUUGAUGCAAUCAUGAUUCAACUGCACAAGGAAGGCUGGAUACAUCAAGUGUGUCGCCAUGCUGUUUCGUCGUUCUUAACUCGUGGUGAUCUGUGGAUCAGCUGGGAAAAAGGAUUUGAUACUUUUGAGAAGCACCUCCUAGAUGCAGAUUGGAGCGUCUGUGCUGGUAAUUGGAUGUGGUUGUCCAGCUCUGCUUUUGAAAAAUUUUUGCAGUGUCCCAACUGCUUCUGUCCAGUUCGUUAUGGCCGCAGAAUGGACCCUUCUGGAGAAUACAUCAAGAGUUUUCUGCCUGUUCUGAAAAACAUGCCUCUGAAGUACCUGUUUGAGCCUUGGAAGGCACCACUGAAAGUACAAGAGGAAGCCAAGUGCAUUGUGGGUAAAGAUUAUCCUAAGCCAAUGGUGAAACACUCUGAUGUGAGCAAACGCAACAAAAAGCAUAUGAAUGAUGUUAUGCAGGUAUUUAAGGACAUAGUGGUAAAUCACUGCGCUCCAUCCAGUGAGCAGGAAGUGUAUGACUUAACCUGGCUGCCAGAAAUUGAUCUGGAAAGACCUACUAAAUGCACAGCUGACGAGUUCUGUACGAAAGUGCACUAGAAAGAACAACAUCGACAACUAAAUCUCGCAAGCAAAAAACUAAGCCCCAUCAGUUGCACUAGCACCUUGAAUAUUGGAACACAGCUCGAGAUUGAAUAGUAUAAUAAUUUGAGUAUCACCAUAGAAAACACUCAUCUUCAUCAAUGUGCACGUAACUAAGACACACACAGGGACACACCCACAGCUCCUCACUUCAUAGACAGCGUACACAUAACUCCAUAGACAAUGGAGUGGAGAUGUGUAUACAGUAUAAAACACAAAUAACUCCAUGAACAACACUCAUAUACCUCCCCAAACCAUGUGUACUUAAUUAAAAAUGCACACAUGUAACAGUUGUGUACUACAUUAUUGAAUAGACUUGCACCAUUUCUAUGUGCUUGCUCAAAUAAACAGCUUCAUAGUAAAA